AUGUCUGGAAAAUUUGAGCCAAAGCAAAAGGUCGAGCUUGACCCGCCCAAGGAUGAUCCUAUCAGUCUGGACUACCUUUCGAAAUGCGAUGGUACUCACGAGGGCUACCCAACAUAUGUGGCCAUCAAGGGAACUGUUUUCGACGUGACUGGCAACAAGGCCUAUGAACCAGGAGCUUCAUACUCAGUCUUUGCCGGCAAGGAUGCGUCCAGAGCUCUCGCACAGUCCUCGUUGAAGAAGGAGGAGUGCCGACCCGAGUGGGAAGAUCUCAAGCCAGAACACAAGAAAGUGCUUGACGACUGGUUCACUUUCUUCAGCAAGCGUUACAACAUCAAGGGCAAGGUCGUCACAGGUAAUUCAAGCUUGUAA
Molecule: messenger RNA, 369 nt
Organism: Aureobasidium melanogenum CBS 110374
Lineage: Eukaryota; Fungi; Ascomycota; Dothideomycetes; Dothideales; Saccotheciaceae
Product: cytochrome b5
Exons: 4
Coding region: 1-369 (122 amino acids)
Cellular component (GO): endomembrane system; membrane
Source: RefSeq, a predicted model, not a curated record